AUGAUCACGGUUGCCAUCGCCGGAGCGACUGGCGGCGUGGGUCGGACAAUACUGGAGCACCUUGAAUUCAGCAACAAGUUCAAUGUCAUAGUCCUGAGUCGCAAGGCACCGGAUAAAAUUGCGUCUGCUGCGCCAACGACAUACCUCCAAGUCGAUUAUGAUAACGUGGAUAGCAUUGCCAACACGCUGGACAAGCACAACGUCCAUACCAUUGUUUCGGCCAUCGGAAUCAACUCCGCUGAAACGAGUCAAGCUCAGUGCAACCUGAUCAGAGCUGCGGACAGGUCUGGUGCCACGAAGCGUCUAAUACCGAGCGAAUACUGGGCGAAGACGGUUCCUGAACUCUUGCCUCUAGACCCGACUGUGCAGUGGUGGCUCGAUGCGGCUUUACUGCUCCAGUCCGGCUCGCUCCAGUAUACGCGCAUUGCUUGCGGCUGGUUUAUGGACUACUGGGGAAUGCCAUAUGUCAAAUCUCAUCUUUCCGAUUUCUCGUGGGCGGUCGACCUCUUCAAUCGCAAAGCCGCCGUACCCGGAGAUGGUGGAAACGUGAUUAGCCUGACUCUGAUUGACGACGUGGCUCGGGCUGUUCUGUUAUUGCUGGAAGCCGAGGAAUGGCCAGAAUGGACGUUUCCAAUCGGCGACAGUUUGACAUUCAACGAGUUCUUGAGGGUGGCCGAAAGAGUCAGAGGAUCCAAAUUCGAGCUCACGUACGACAGCCCCGAGGACUUAGAGCAGGGCAAAGUGACAAUACUGCCGAACCCGGGCACCAGGGCGUGGACUGCAUCAGAUAGAGAGACGCAAGAUAGAAGGCAUUCCCUGGUCCUAUUCGGGAGAUUCUAUGUCUCUGGAGUACUGGAUCUCUCGAAGGAGCAGCAAUUUUCUGCUCGCUUUCCAGACUGGAGACCCAAAAGACUGGAGGAAUUCCUGAAAGAGGUGUGGCAAGGAAAGCCGUGA
Messenger RNA from Fonsecaea erecta, 954 nucleotides. RefSeq lists its product as hypothetical. The record is from RefSeq and is a predicted model, not a curated record. The transcript has 4 exons. Bases 1 to 954 code for a protein of 317 amino acids. Lineage: Eukaryota; Fungi; Ascomycota; Eurotiomycetes; Chaetothyriales; Herpotrichiellaceae.